Clunio marinus is the source of this 2271-nucleotide messenger RNA. The record is from the annotation of a GenBank genome assembly. Lineage: Eukaryota; Metazoa; Arthropoda; Insecta; Diptera; Chironomidae.
UUGUUAAUACAGUCAUUGGCGAAAGUACGAAACUUAAACAUGUUCCGAUACAUGAAUUAUUUCAUCUUUUUAACAACAAUCUCAUUAAUAAAAUGUGAACUUUUUCAAUUUCCUUUUGGAUUUGAGAGUGAAAACAAAUUACAACAAGCAGAAAGUUCGGGAGGCAGUCCAAGGAUUAUUGGAGGCGAAACAUCGCCUGAUCAUUAUCCCUAUCAAAUUUCAUUGCAACUUAAACGUGAUGGAGAAGCGCAGGGAGGCUUUCUUUCUUUCCUUCAAGGACCAAGGAAGGAGUGUUUUUUGAAUGAAAACUACAUCGUUACAGCAGCACAUUGUAUUGAAGCAUUUAACAUAAGUCAAAUGUCAGUUUUAGCUGGCACGAAAGACUUGAGAAAAGAAUCAGAAGGAGUACGAAGCUUGAUUGAUGAUUGUGUCAUUCAUCCUGACUACGUAGAAUUGAAUACUAGUGACGUAUCAGUUUGUAAAUUGCAAACAUCAUUACCUCUUGGAGAUAAUAUCGCUCCUAUAGAGUUAUCAAAGGAAUAUGUUGGGGGAGGUGAAAACUGCACAUUGACAGGUUGGGGAUACACAAUUCCAAUAAGAGAAAUAUCAACGUUACCAAAUGAACUUCAGAGAGCAGAACUUCAAACGAUUACAAAUACAGAAUGCAAUCAAAGAGGUUAUAAUGUAGGCACAAAAGAAAUUUGCACGUUUUCAAGAGUUUUGAAAGGAGCAUGUGGCGGUGAUUCUGGAGGUCCACUUCAGUGUAAUGAUAAUCUUGUUGGGAUUGUGUCUUAUGGUGCUAGAAUUUGCGCUAUUGGACUGCCUGAUGUUUUCACAAGAGUAUCGGAAUUCACUGAAUGGAUUGAACAAAAUUCAUCAGGAUUACCAAUUCCGUCAUUGGCGAAAGUACGAAAUUUAAACAUGUUCAGUUACUUGAAUUAUUUCAUCUUUUUAACUACAAUCUCAUUAAAGAAAUGUGAACUUUUUCAAUUUCCUUUUGGAUUUGAGAGUGAAAACACAUUACAACAAGCAGAAAGUUCGGGAGGCAGUCCAAGAAUUAUUGGAGAGUUAUCAAAGGAAUAUAUUGGGGGAGGAGAAAAAUGCACAUUGACAGGUUGGGGAUACACAAUUCCAAUAAGAAAAGUACCGACGUUACCAUAUGAACUUCAUAGAUUAAAAACGCAAACGAUUACAAAUACAGAAUGCAAUCAAAGAGGUCAGAAUGUCGGUAACAAGGAAGUUUGUGCUUUUGCAGGAAUUUCAGAAGGAGCAUGUGGCGGUGAUUCAGGAGGUCCACUUCAAUGUAAUGGCAAUCUUGUUGGGAUUGCUUCUUCUGGUACUAGAAUUUGCGCUACUGGACUGCCUGAUGUUUUUGCUAGAGUAUCGGAAUUCACAGUUGUGAUUGCAGAAAUGUUGUUACAAUUCGUCGAAUGUUUUAUUUUAUUUAUGUUCGCAACGUGUAGUAAGCUUGACGAUCACAAAAUUGUCGGCGGUGAAGAGUCACCAAUCAUUUAUUAUUACCAAAUAUCACUUCAAAGAGUUUCUACACGUUGGGGAAGAGAACAAUACAAUCAUUUCUGUGGUGGAAGUAUAUUAAGUGAAUAUUACAUUAUUACAGCAGCACAUUGCGUUCAGGGUCAAGAUGUCAGCAGUAUAUCAGUUUUUGCUGGAACAUCAGAUCUUGAAGAUACACAAAAUGGAAUCAGAAGAUCAAUAACUUCAUGUUUGAUUCAUCCAGAUUACAGAAAACUAAACACAAGUGAUAUAGCAUUGUGUCAAGUUAAAGUUCCUUUUGUGUUCGGUCCAACAGUAGGAAAAAUUAAUAUCGAUAAUGACUACGUUAAUGGAGGAAUAAACUGUACACUGACUGGAUGGGGUUCGAUUUAUAUAUUCCGUUGGCUACCAAUACCUUUCUACUCAAUGUUGGCAUAUCCUGAUGAGUUACAUCGUGUUAUUUUGACUACAAUUUCCAACGAAAAUUGCAUAGAAAGAGGUCUCAUUGUUGAUGAAACACAAAUCUGCACAUUCACGAAAUUCGGUCAAGGAGCCUGUGCUGGAGAUUCUGGUGGCCCAUUAGUUUAUAAUGGAAUACUUGUAGGAAUUGUGUCUUAUGGAACAGCCAUUUGUUCAAUUGGAGCUCCUGAUGUGUUCACACGAGCGUCACAUUUUUAUGAUUGGAUCAUUUCCAAUACAGAUUUAAGUUCUGCAGCUACAACUUCAAACCAACAAGUACAAUCAAUAUUAACUGCUAUUCCUGAUAUAUUUCAAUAA